AUGGAUAAGCUCGCCGUUGAGCUCGUCACUCUCAUUGCCUACUUUGCCUGCACCGACGGCGGCCAGACUGGCGCCGCCCUCUCGCUCGUUUCCAAACACAUCCACCACGCUACCCGCCCCGCUCGCUUCUACUCCGUCUCUCUCAUCCACUCCGCCGCCCAGGUCGAGCACUUCGUCCAGAGCUACAAAGCCGAGCUCGACCGCUCCACCGACGCCGUCCCCCGCGUCCGCCACCUCUGCCUCUCCUUCUUCGGCCAAAGCAUCGACGCCUCCGCCUCCCCGCCCGCCGCGCCCGCCGCCCCGCCAGCGUUCAAGCCGCCCUCGACGCGCGAGGAGUUCCUCGCGCAGCAGCAGCAGCGCGCGCAGCGCAUGCGCGCCACGCAGACGCGCAUGGACGACCAGUACGUCCGCGUCGUGCCGGAGCUCAUCCGCCUCGUCGCGCCCACGCUCGAGUCCUUCGCGUGCGCGCAGGCGCAGUGGCGCUCCUCCGCCAUCAUCGACGUCGUCUUCCCCUGCCUCGGGGAGAUGACGCUCGUCGGCGGCGACCCCGCCUUCCUCCCGUUCAGCAUGGUCUCCGCCGACCGCCCCCGGUACCCCGCGCUCCGCCGCCUGCACCACAUCCCGUCCCUGCUCAACAAGCAGGUCGACUUCUUCCAGUGGGCCGUCCACGCCCCCAACCUCACCCACCUCCGCGUCUCCCGCAUGGGCGCGCACCCCGAGAUCACCGUCGACACCCUCGUCAAGGUCAUGGGCCCGAACGCGCCCGAGAACGUCUUCCCGCACAUGCGCCAGAUCGUCGUCCAGCCGCAGCCCUCGCCGCCCUCCGCCGCGUCCGGGCCGCCGGGCGCGGUCGAGCGCGCGUUCGACGCGCUCUGCGACCGCCUCCGCGUCGCCGUCCGCGGCGCGCGCGUGCCGACCGUGCUCUUCAAGCCGAUGGUGGUCCCCGAGGGCACGCCGGCGACGAACCCGAGCAAGGGCUGCGUGCGCAAGCUGCAGAACGAGUGGAUGACGAGGAUCGAGGGCGGCGAGGGCUGCUGGAACUCGGUCAUCGGCGAGAGCACGAUCGACCGCUGCUGGCGCUCGCCGGUCAUGGAGGUCGGGCUGGCCCAGUGA
Messenger RNA from Epithele typhae, 1113 nucleotides. RefSeq lists its product as uncharacterized. The transcript is spliced from 2 exons. The coding region runs from base 1 to 1113 and encodes 370 amino acids. Lineage: Eukaryota; Fungi; Basidiomycota; Agaricomycetes; Polyporales; Epitheliaceae. The record is from RefSeq and is a predicted model, not a curated record.